GAGUAAAAUAAAAUUAAAAAAAAAAAAAGCAUUUGUGUUUGUAUUAACAAGGGUCCCAGUCAUGAAGCUGACAUGGCAAUAUGCAGUUUCUAUAAAUAGCUGGAAACUCAGCUACUUGGGAUCAAUCAACAAAUCAGUCUUACUACAACAACAACAAUAACAAGUUAACAACUCAUCUCUCUUCUUUCUCUCUCUACAAUCUUCAAUUCUUUCCUUCCAUUUCCAACACCAAAUAAAAACCCAACUCAUUUACACUCACUUCCAGCAAAUUCCAGAUUGAUUAAAAUGACGACAAUAACGACGACAACAACAACGACGAAGAUCUCAGACUUAGCUGCCACCAAUAACCACGGCCAAGACUCUUCUUACUUCCUGGGUUGGGAAGAAUACGAGAAGAAUCCAUAUCAUGAAUCCGAUAACCCGGAUGGUAUGAUCCAAAUGGGUCUCGCCGAAAACCAGCUUUGUUUCGAUCUUCUUGAAUCAUGGCUCGCUAACAACCCGGAACCCGCUUCGUUUACUAAAAAUGGCAAGUCCGUUUUUAGAAACCUUGCUCUUUUUCAAGAUUACCAUGGCCUCCCCGAAUUCAAAAAAGCUUUCGUAAACUACAUGUCAAUGUUGAGGGGAAAUAAAGUCACAUUUGACCCUAAGAAACUUGUUCUCACAGCUGGCGCUACUUCUGCUAAUGAGACCCUCAUUUUUUGCCUUGCCAACCCCGGCGAAGCCCUCCUUUUACCCACUCCGUACUACCCAGGGUUCGACAGAGAUCUUAAGUGGAGAACUGGAGCGGAAAUCGUUCCGAUCAAAUGCACAAGCUCAAACGGGUACAAAAUAACAAAGUCAGCGCUCGAAGAAGCUUACAACUCUGCCAAAAGGCAAGGGUUGAAAGUGAAGGGAGUACUAGUGACGAACCCAUCAAACCCUCUCGGUACGACAUUGUCGAAAGAAGAAAUAACCUUACUUCUUACUUUCGUAUCAAACAAAAAUGUACAUUUAAUCAGCGACGAGAUCUACGCCGGAACCGUUUUUAACGGGUCCGGGUUUCUAAGCGUAAUGGAGGUACUCAUGGAAAAGAAAUGGGCCAACAACAAGGAUUUGGUCCAAAGUGUUCACAUAGUUUCAAGUUUAUCAAAGGAUUUGGGUCUACCCGGGUUCAGAGUCGGAGCUAUCUACUCAAACGACCCGCUAGUUGUAUCCGCCGCAACAAAGAUGUCAAGCUUCGGGUUAGUCUCCGCCCAAACCCAACACCUCCUCGCCGGACUUUUAUCCGAUACCAAAUUCAUGGAUUACUACAUCGCCCAAAACCAACGUAGGCUCCAAACCCGACACUCCAUGUUAGUAUCGGGUCUUAAAAAAGCAGGGGUUAACUGUUUAGACAGUAACAGCGGGCUUUUCUGCUGGGUUGAUUUACGGCAUUUGCUUAAAUCCCCAACAUUCGAAUCCGAAAUCGAGCUGUGGAAAGAGAUUGUUUACGAAGUGAAAUUGAAUGUUUCACCCGGGUCAUCGUGUCAUUGCUCCGAACCCGGUUGGUUCCGGGUUUGUUUCGCGAAUAUGUCCGAUGAUACACUGGAUUUAUCCAUGCAACGAAUUAAGGAGUUUAUUGAUAUUAAGUUGAAUAAAAACAGUCAUCAAUCAAAGAGGAAUUCAAGAAGAAUGAGGUCACUGAGUAAGUGGGUUUUUCGAUUAUCGUUUGACGGCGACAGGGUGCCGGAAGAACGAUAAUUACGGUCGAUUAAUUUUCCGACCACCACCCCAACCACCGCCUGUGUGAAUCUCAUUCAUCAUCAUCAUCAUCAAAUCAGUAAAUUAUUUUUUUCUUUUAAUUAAGGAUUAAUUAAUUAGUGUGAAAACUAAGCAUGUGUCAUGUGUAAUUUUAUUUUAUUUUUUUUUUAAUUUUUUUUUCCCGCCGCUGCUGUUUUUAGUUGCUUGAUAGGCAGGGUACAAAAAGUUUCUGUUUUUGGAAGGGUCGGCCUUGUUUUUGAAGGGAAUUGAUUACUGAGUAAGAUCAAUUCCUUUUUAGAGAGACAACAACAAAAAAAAAAAGGAAAAAGAAAAGAGUAAUUAAGAUUAAGAUUAUUGUAGAGUUGUCAUCAGCACUCGGUCCAUGUGGACACGAAGUGGCUUUCAUAUUACUUUCUUAAUACAAGUACCAUUGUUUACAUUAUUAUUCUUUCUUGGAAAUAAUAAUCCAACUUUUUAUCAUCAUA
This is a messenger RNA of Spinacia oleracea (spinach), 2204 nucleotides long. Its product is annotated as 1-aminocyclopropane-1-carboxylate synthase 3. The coding region runs from base 286 to 1719 and encodes 477 amino acids. NCBI's taxonomy places the organism in Eukaryota, Viridiplantae, Streptophyta, Magnoliopsida, Caryophyllales, Amaranthaceae. Gene Ontology annotation, molecular function: transaminase activity; pyridoxal phosphate binding. Gene Ontology annotation, biological process: amino acid metabolic process; biosynthetic process. The transcript has 3 exons. The record is from RefSeq and is a predicted model, not a curated record.